Molecule: messenger RNA, 3079 nt
Organism: Hypanus sabinus (Atlantic stingray)
Lineage: Eukaryota; Metazoa; Chordata; Chondrichthyes; Myliobatiformes; Dasyatidae
Gene: aebp2
Product: AE binding protein 2
Exons: 10
Coding region: 39-1655 (538 amino acids)
Biological process (GO): regulation of transcription by RNA polymerase II
Cellular component (GO): ESC/E(Z) complex
Source: RefSeq, a predicted model, not a curated record
CGGCACGUGACCCGCCAAAGCUGUAGCCGCGCUGAGAAAUGGCCGCAGCCGCCGCUCCGUCAGCCGCCUGCGGCCCCGCAGUUCCUCUGGCUGAGACUCACCUGUCCCCCGGCGCCCAGAGCGAGCAGUCGGCUGCGGCAGCCGCGCUGCUGAACGGCGCGGCGGUAGUGGCAUCAGGUGGUAAGAGCUGCCGCGCGGAAGCGAAGAGCGGCGGCCGUUGCCAGGCCUCGAAGCAGCGGCGGCGGCGGGAGGAGGACGAGGACGAGGACGACGAGCCGGUGGAGGAGGAUGACGAAGAUGAGGAGGAAGACGACGAGGAGGAAGAGGAUGACGAGGACGACGAAGAAGAGAGCGAACCUGGCGGUCCCCGCAGGGCCCGUGCCCACUCCGCCGGCGGACAGCCCACGUCCCCGAACACGCACCGGCCCCAGGGCCCGGUCCGCGGUCCCCAGCACCAGCAGGCGGCGAACGCGGCGUCCAGAACCGGAGCCAGGGGCGGCCAGCAGCAGCAGCAGCAACAACAGCAACAGCAGCACCAGCGCGGACGGGACGAGACGGCAGCACCGGCCUCCGGCAACAGGAGGCAGAGUUUGGAGAACUCGUCGGACGGCGAGCCGCUCAGCCGCAUGGACUCGGAGGACAGUAUCAGCAGCACCUUAAUGGAUAUGGACAGUACUAUCUCCAGUGGACGCUCUACUCCUGCGCUGAUAAACGGUCAUGGAAGCACUACUUCAGGAAAAAAUAUCACUUACAACUGCUGCUGGGACCAAUGCCAGACCAGUUUCUGCUCCAGUCCAGAUUUGGCAGAUCACAUCCGUUCAAUUCAUGUGGAUGGGCAACGUGGAGGGGUAUUUGUUUGCCUAUGGAAAGGGUGCAAAGUGUACAACACACCAUCUACUAGUCAGAGCUGGUUGCAGAGGCACAUGCUCACACACAGCGGAGACAAGCCAUUUAAGUGUGUUGUUGGUGGUUGCACUGCUAGCUUUGCAUCUCAAGGUGGCCUUGCUCGGCAUGUCCCCACUCACUUUAGCCAACAAAACUCUGCAAAGGUCACUAAUCAGCCGAAGGUCAAAGAGGAGUCCCCUUCUAAAGCAGUAAUGAAUAAACGAAGGAGGCUAAAAAAUAAGCGACGACGUUCAUUACCGCGACCACAUGACUUUUUUGAUGCUCAAACAAUGGAUGCCAUAAGACAUCGUGCCAUCUGCUUUAAUCUGUCGACCCAUAUUGAAAGUCAUGGAAAUGGGCAUAGUGUUGUGUUUCAUAGCACAGUAAUAGCAAGGAGGAAAGAGGAUUCUGGAAAAGUGAAAGUGCUGCUUCACUGGACACCAGAAGACAUUUUGCCUGAUGUAUGGGUGAAUGAAAAUGACAGAUCUCAGCUAAGGACAAAAACAGUUCAUUUAUCAAAAUUACCACAGGAUGCUGCUUUACUACUUGACCCAAACAUAUACCGGAUAGGUUCCUCAGUGAUUCCCUUGUCCAUUCGUGUCUCCCCACUAAUUUCCCUCCUGGCAGAAAUCCCUGCAAGCCACAGAGGUGCUAUAUCUGUCCAUUCACCACCUUCUUCACCUCCAUUCAGGGACAAAGCAGACCUUCCAGGCCGACUGGCUUCCUACAACAUUAUGAACAUGGCUCCAUGGUUGACACAUGACAACUAAACUUCAUAUAAGUCUAGAAGAAGCAGCACAGGACAAUGCCACAGAAGAGGCUGAAAAGGAGGUAAGGUCAGAUCCAGGAACCAAAAUGGUGUUCAAUUUAGCCGCCAAGACUGGGAUAGAAUAUUGCACAUUAGAAUCAGUUGUUCCCCCAGUCUUAACUCGUUAUUGUACUAAAAGCAGAUUUUGGGAGAAUGGAUCUGAACCUUCAGUUGGGUUGGCACUCCACCCUUUUCGACGAUACAAUGGAAAAAAAAACUACAGGGAUGCUUGUUGACAUCUAUUGCGAGAAAGAGCAAUGAGGAACUUUCUCCAGAGACUUGUUUGCUAGCUGCUUCAGGCUUUUAAUCUCAAUUCAGGAUUUCAAUCUUCACAAGGGUUUCCAAACAAAAAACAUGUAGCUCUUUGUUGAAAUGCAGUCAACAUUUUUCCCUGGUUGUUACGUAUGGAGAAAUGCCUCAGUGUAACUGGACGCACUGUAUUGUUUUUGUUCUUUAAUCUGUAUCUUUCAAACAUCUUGAUGGUAAAAGGACACAAGUUUAAGAUACAUGAACAUUUAAACUUGAAAUCAGUCUUUAAAAAUGGAACUGAUCUCAGACAUUGAAAAUGGAUUACUUUCUACCACCAAUUUAGGAUGCCAAUUUUCUGGGGGAGUAAAGGCUGGAAUGUUUUAAUUCAAUGCACCAAAGCUUGCUGCAUAGAAGAUCUUAGAGUCAAAAUUAACCAACUGUUUGCAUAGUUGUUAAUCUUCAUGCUUAUGUAUACACAUGAAAAGAGCCUGUAUUUUUACUUGUACGAAAAUGAGAUUUCUAGAAUAUUCUGUAACAUCCUAGACGUAGUUUCAGAAGGCGUAAAGAGUUGCAUAUAGUUAAUAGUAAAUUGCCUGUAAAUAUUUCUGCAGAUUUGUAAUAUAUUUUUAUACUUUAAAAUGUACUGUAGAUUUUAAUUUUGGUUUAUCUUUUAGGAGCAUGGAAGCAAAUCUUGAAAUGUAUAUAUUAUGGUAGAACAAAUGUUGAAGGAUAAUGUAAUUCAAUUGAACUGGCAGAAUAUCUGUUAACAAACCUUCCUUGGAUCCCAGAAAAAACAGCACCUUUCCUAAUUAUAAGUAUAAAGGGACAUUUGGAGUUUGCUGCAAAUGCCUAAUACUACUGCUAAUGUCUUAAAGUUUUGUUCAGGAUAUAAUCAAAAUGACUUGAAUUGUGUCCUUAAACUGUACAGAAGGCUGGUUUUCAUUGACAAAUGCAGGCUUCUUUAAAAAGGCCUUCUGUAAAGGAUCCUUGUUUCAUUCAGUUGUCAGCCCUUCAUGUAACGUAUCUUCACCCAAGCACUUCAUCUGUAUCCACUGCUUUGUUCUGCGUCUAAAUCAAUGCCACUGCUUUAUCAGCUAUUUUUUUUAUAUAAUAAAGUACCAACUGGAAGGUUUUGUA